This is a messenger RNA of Plenodomus lingam JN3, 759 nucleotides long. RefSeq lists its product as uncharacterized. Gene Ontology annotation, molecular function: glutathione disulfide oxidoreductase activity. Gene Ontology annotation, cellular component: cytoplasm; Golgi lumen; fungal-type vacuole. The record is from RefSeq and is a predicted model, not a curated record. Lineage: Eukaryota; Fungi; Ascomycota; Dothideomycetes; Pleosporales; Leptosphaeriaceae. Gene Ontology annotation, biological process: cellular response to oxidative stress.
AUGCCUUCGCAGCGCCGCACGAGGGUUUACAGCAUCUUCCUUGUCAUCGCCAUCUUCGUCCUCUUCUACAUGACCAGAGGCGCCCGCCAGACACGUGAAUCCGACUUCUACACCAAGACACAGCAAGCGCUCCAGGAAAAAGACUUUGCCCAAGCCGCCCGACAGCGCGAUGCUGACAGCGUCGGCUCACGGCUAAAGGCCGCCGAAGAACAAGCCAAGAAGUUCGCCGACGAAAAGGACAAGGCCAUUCAUGGCGACGAAAAGAGUGUUGCCGGUCGAGUCAAGAUGGAUGGGGACAAGGUGCCUGGUGUCGCUGCGCAAGGUGGCCGACCCCGCGAUCAGGCUGCGGCAAAGGAGCACGAGACGCCAGAGGACCACGAGGUCGAGAUGGAAUUGAACGCCAUCCUCAAGAAGAGUCCGAUCAUCAUCUUCUCCAAGACCUACUGCCCACACUCGCGAGACGCAAAACACGUCCUACUCGAAAAGUACAAGAUCGUGCCCGAACCGUAUGUCGUCGAACUCGAUAUCAACCCCCUCGGCCAGCAGUUGCAGGCCUUGUUGGGCAAGUCUACCGGUAGGAGAACGGUACCCAACGUCUUGUUGAUGGGCAAGAGCAUAGGAGGCGGCGACGACAUAGUACAUCUCGACGAGACUGAUCAGCUCAUUACCAAGAUCAAGGAACUUGGCGGUUCCCGCAUCACCGAGGCACAACGCCGUAGUGCACGGCCAGAGGUUCGAAGGGCGCGGGAAAAGGCGUAG